This is a messenger RNA of Pimephales promelas (fathead minnow), 2293 nucleotides long. The record is from RefSeq and is a predicted model, not a curated record. Lineage: Eukaryota; Metazoa; Chordata; Actinopteri; Cypriniformes; Leuciscidae.
CUCUGCUGACACACAAUCACACUUCUGCAUUGCGUCGCGGCGUCUGCGUUUGUUUUCUUCCAGCGGGGAAUGUAACUUAACUCAGAAAACCUUUUAACUUUUGUGCGCCUCUAGAAGUUUUUUUAUGGGUUUGUUCUUUCGUUGGACGUGCGUUUAAGUAUUUUUUUGCGUUAUGAAAAACAUAACCGGAGUUUUUGACAGCCUCAGUACAGAUAUGCAUUCAAACCAGAUUACCUCCAGCAGUUACCACAGUCUGCACAAAUCCCAGGAAUCCCCGACUCUCCCUGUCUCCACCGCUACCGACAGCAGCUACUAUAAUAAUAACCAGCAGGCCGGACAGUGCUCAAGCUCUCCGUACGACCAGAUCAGCUCUUACCAAUACCAGAACACCAGCAUGAACAGCGUCCAGUACAACACCAAAUCAUAUGAACUGGGCUUCGGCAACGCGUUUGGUCCCUACGGCGCGUACGGCCCCUGCUCUUCUCCAACUCCUGCAGAUGCUGAAAAAGAAGAAAGUGAACCUGAAAUUCGAAUGGUUAAUGGAAAGCCAAAGAAAAUCAGAAAACCGCGAACUAUUUACUCGAGUUUCCAGCUGGCGGCCCUGCAGAGGAGGUUUCAGAAGACGCAGUAUCUGGCUCUGCCGGAGAGAGCAGAGCUCGCAGCGUCACUGGGACUCACGCAAACACAGGUAAAAAUCUGGUUUCAAAACCGUCGUUCGAAGUUCAAGAAGUUGUGGAAAAGUGGAGAAAUCCCACCCGAUCAGCACGUGGCAUCCAGUGACUCUCCACCUCUCCACUCACCGCCGCUCAACACGGCCUGGGACUUCGCGCAUAGCCAGAGAAUGAACGCGGUGAACACGGGGGGUUUGUCCCAGAGCAACAGCCCCCCAAACACUGCCACCCCUUCCUUUCUGACGAACUACUGGUACUCAUCCACGAACUCUGCCGCCCAGCUACAGCCACAUCACCACAACACAUCUCUCAGCGCAGGGACCAUAUUUUGACUCGACUGACUGGGGGAAAAUCAUUUUGUGAACUUGCAACAAAUGACUUUCAGGCCUGCCCUCCCCCCCCACACACACACCCCCUCCCACCCUACAUGGUGACACCUUUGCCACGUUGAUCAUUGCCGGUGCGUAACAUUGUAUGCAAUGUCGUCAACAAGCAGACACUAAAGAAUCAAACAUAUACAAUUAUUUUUGUAUUUAUUUAUUUUGUUCUAUGGGUGGUACAUCAAUGGAUUAAAAGCAGUUGUUCGGUGAACUACUAUUAUCCAAAGCCUAGAGAACUCACGCGGACGUUAUUGGAGUGAAUAUUAAUGCAGCAGGGUGUAUGAGCACAUGUAGCACAACCUGAAGCUGUUUUUUCGUGCCUUUUGAAAAUAACUUAACCGUCCUUUCCCAUCGUAAAUGUGUUUCAUGCGCCUGUCUUUAAUUUCAGAGUCAGACUUUUGUUCGGUUUAUAUAUACGGAGGGUUAGUUUUGGUGUCUGUACGUGUGUUCACCCGCUGUUGUCAUUCCUAGAGAUUACCAUAGAGGGUUCUCACUGUUUUUUUUAAUAAUACAAAAGGACGACACACUAAUGAAAAACACACGAAAGCUACUGAUUGUCCUGAAGCCAUGUAAAAGAUUUUUUUUUUUCCUCUUGAGUACUUUGUUUUAUUUAUUUUGAAAUCCGAAUGAGCGUUUCUGCCACUACAAUGAUUCAGACUUAUUUAAAUAAAAUGUUUCAUGUGAAUGCAUUUUAUUUGUAUCAAUUCAUUGGGGAUUUCUUUAGUUCACUGUUGGUAUGUUUUUUUUUUGUUUUGUUUUUUCUCGUAGAUCUGUCCACGCCUCCCUGUUUUUGCUUCGGCGCCAGUUGAGUCUCUAGUCUUUAAUAAGUCUGGCUGGAGACGCUAUGCAACGUCUUGUAAAAGUUUCACACAAAACCCACAAAUUCACCUUUUGUUGUCUAACGUGACAGGUGUGUCUUGCUUGAUCUGUAAGUAGGUCAAGUGAGUUUAUGCAACUUUUUUGGGUUCAAAAAUAACAGGAGCACUGUUCUUAAAAAAAAUAACUAAAGGCAACUGGUCUGACGUUCCCUAAUUUUUUCGGAGACAUACAACUUGCAGACAAAGGCUCCGGGAGCCCGACAGAAGCGAGGCGCGCUACAGAGCCUCGGGCUGGGAAUGAGCGCGCAAACACGCCCCGGCAUGAAGGCGUUCGGCGGGGUUCAGACUCUCUGGAGUCACAGCUCUGCGCUCCAGACUUUUUAUGAAGUCAGCACGGACAAAAAAAAAAAAAAAAAAAAAAAAA